This is a messenger RNA of Eimeria necatrix, 786 nucleotides long. RefSeq lists its product as hypothetical. The transcript has a single exon. Lineage: Eukaryota; Apicomplexa; Conoidasida; Eucoccidiorida; Eimeriidae. The record is from RefSeq and is a predicted model, not a curated record. The coding region runs from base 1 to 786 and encodes 261 amino acids.
AUGGCAGCAGCACUUCAUUCACCGUCGAGGGAAUUCCGGCGCCUCACCAUAUCUUUAAAAGUUGGAGCAUUGAAGUGCCUAGUUUUAGGGGCUCUAACAAUACUGUGCCUUUUCCAGGUAGUCUCCUGCGUGCGACACCCUGCGACUAGUCAACUCGAGGUGCGAGGAUCUGGUGACGCUCCUUUUCGCAUGGGAGGUUUUGACGGGGAAAUGCAUGAGGAGGUGUCUAGGCUUAUGCAGCACCAAUUAGCACAACUGGAAAGGCAAGAAGCCCUUGAAGCGAUAGCAGAGCCUUAUCUACAUCGGAAGCCUACAGGACGAGCCUCGAUGCUGCUCCAAGCAGCUAGAGGGGAAGCAGCCUAUGGAGUUCCGCCAGAAGGGCCGAUGAACAGCAUGAUGGACUUUGGGUCUCUUCUUGCAGGGGAGCCACAAGACGUCGCUGAGAUGAAUCCUGGCGUGUCCACACAAGUUGCAGAUAUGGACGGACUGGGAGGCCCAAUGACUGUAGACAGGGCACCCUAUUCCUUUCUUAAUUGGGGCCAAAUAGGCGGCAUGAUGCAAAAUCCGGCAUUAGCUCACACAGGCAUGCCAGUGUAUAUGCCUCGCCAGGUCGUGGGCACAACUGUGGGGCUCGACUUCGACUCUCCCGCAACAUUUCACGGGCCUCUCCUCGUUUUACUGAUGGUCUGUAUCCUUAUCUUCUUUGUGGUCAUGCUACUUUGUUGUUGGAUGGUCAAGAGCAAACGGAAGCAUGACAAAUACAUGGCUGAGAAGCUUCCGCGGUAG